This is a messenger RNA of Melopsittacus undulatus (budgerigar), 4852 nucleotides long. It is a transcript of the gene PAK6, whose product is annotated as p21 (RAC1) activated kinase 6. Gene Ontology annotation, biological process: regulation of MAPK cascade; intracellular signal transduction; protein phosphorylation. Bases 931 to 2931 code for a protein of 666 amino acids. The record is from RefSeq and is a predicted model, not a curated record. The transcript is spliced from 12 exons. NCBI's taxonomy places the organism in Eukaryota, Metazoa, Chordata, Aves, Psittaciformes, Psittaculidae. Gene Ontology annotation, molecular function: ATP binding; protein serine/threonine kinase activity. Gene Ontology annotation, cellular component: cytoplasm.
CCUCAGCAGUCUGAAUGGGAUUUAACACUGUGCUUCCCUCUGUCCUCCGAGCCUGAGGACACCUUCCCUCGGUGAAUGCCAGCAGGAGGAGGAGUGUGUGGCACUGGUACCCUCCUCCACGGCAGCUGGCACUGGGUAGUGCUGGUGAGUAAGCGGCUGAGCUCGGUGUGCUUGCGUGUGUGUGAGGCUGGAGCCUUCACAAGAGGCUUGAAGAUGAAAUAGCUGAGGAUUGCCUGGAGCAAGGGAUGCUUCCCGUGUUUAAGACAAGCACCGACCUGCGCUCACGAGGAAGGAGAGACUCAAUUCACUCCACAAGGAUUCCUCGGAGACCUUAUUUCCAAGGGACCAAAGAAGGAGAAGAGGAUGAGAAGCCGAGAUGGUCCCAAGAGGUUCUGCUGUCGGCGUCUGUCUUUCGCCUUGGAAGAGGAACCUGAGGCUUCCCUGCACUAAGAGCUUCUGUGUCCCAUCUGCUCCCACGCCCUGAAGUCAAACUCGGCAGCUUAGGUGCAGCAGGCACUGUACAAACAUGUCAGCCUUGCCUCCACCCCUUUCCCUGCUCCCUGCUCCCGUCUCUGCCUCUCGAGCUCAUCGCCGUGUCAGCGGAUCCCGGUGUCGGAGCGCUCGCACCUCACCUCAGCUUACGGAGCAAUGAGGAGUCAGGGGGAUGGUCCUGGAAGGGAAGCAAAUCCGGGAGCUGGAUUCCUUUGGGAAGGACUUUACUUCAGCUUUACUCCUAUAGCCCAGCAACACUGUCCUCCAAUCGGCUUUGCUGCAUGACAGUGGGAGAGUUUCCCUUCAGACCCUUCUUUCUCCUCUCCCUUGGAAUUGGCCUCUACCAGCAUUGUUGCAGCAGGACUGACAGACAUUAACGCUUUAAUGUAUCUGGGGACAGAGUACUGAAAACCAGAAGAGAAGUUUGUGGCUGGCAUCAUGUUCCGCAAGAAGAAGAAGAAACGCCCGGAGAUCUCUGCUCCUCAGAACUUUGAGCAUCGUGUCCACACCUCCUUUGACCCAAAGGAGGGCAAGUUUGUGGGUCUGCCACCUCAAUGGCAGAACAUCCUCGACACGCUAAGGCGCCCCAAGCCAGUGGUGGACCCCUCAAGGAUCACAAGGAUGCAACUCCAGCCUAUGAAGACCGUGGUGAGGGGCAGCACAGUGGAAGUGGAAGGUUAUAUCUCCGGGAUACUCAACGACAUCCAGAAGCUUUCUGCCAUCAGCUCCAACACUCUGAGGGGCAGGAGCCCCACCAGCAGGAGGAGAGCACAGUCCCUCGGGCUGCUGGGGGAGGACAGACCCCCGGACAUGUAUCUUCAGAGCCCUGAAGUAGACUGGGCAGACAAAUACGGGAACUACCUCAAUUGCAACGGUGGGACCAAGGUGACCCGGAGGCAGACGAUGUGGCCGGAUUAUAAACCCCGGUUGGAAGGACAGGCUCAUCCCAAUGGAAUGGUAAUGAAAGCUCAGUCCCUGGGACCAUCGGAGUUCCAGGGUGCUGAUGGCAGCUGCCUGCAGCGUGCCUCUGGACUGCAGCACAUGGCAGCUGUACCAGGGGACAGUGAGAAGGAAGGGAAGAGGAGCUCGGAUGAGUGUUGGCCUCAGCCUUGUGUGGUCCGACAGGCAAACUCCAGGCCCUCAGGGGAAGGCAGCCCCAGCUCCAAGUCAAGGGAGAACAGCUUGAAGAGGAGGCUCUUCCGCAGCGUGUUCCCCUCAUCCGGGGGCUCCAACAAGCCAGGCCCUUCCCUGCAGAUAAAGCCUAAUGCUUUCUUCAGGCCGCAGCAAUGGGGCUCCCCACGCAGCCUCGCAGCCAAAGCCCAGUCCCUUCCACCCGACCAGCCUGCAUCCGAUCCCCCCAGGAUGCUCUCAGAUGCUGGGACCCCUCACAAGUCCCCACCGGUGGAGAAGGCAAUGGCAGUGCCCCAGGGCAGACCCUCCCCUGCUGGCUCCCCUCGGAACAGGCAGACCCAGACCAGCACCAGCAACCUCCACCUUCCCCAGGACACUGGGAAGGGGCAGUUGGGCAGUGAGGACCCGGUGGUUGUGACUCAUGAGCAGUUCAAAGCUGCCCUGAGGAUGGUUGUGGACCAAGGGGACCCCCGGACGUUGUUGGAGAACUAUGUGAAGAUUGGUGAAGGGUCCACGGGUAUUGUCUGCAUUGCUCGAGAGAAGCACUCGGGGAGGCAGGUGGCUGUGAAGAUGAUGGACCUGAGGAAGCAGCAGCGCCGGGAGCUCCUUUUUAAUGAGGUGGUGAUAAUGAGGGACUACCAACACGUUAACGUAGUGGAGAUGUACAAGAGCUACCUGGUGGGAGAGGAGCUCUGGGUGCUGAUGGAGUUCCUACAGGGGGGAGCCCUCACAGACAUCGUGUCUCAGAUCAGGCUAAAUGAGGAGCAGAUUGCAACGGUGUGUGAAUCAGUGCUGCAGGCUCUGACCUAUCUCCACUCUCAGGGGGUCAUUCACCGAGACAUUAAGAGUGACUCCAUCCUUUUGACACUGGAUGGAAGGGUCAAGCUCUCAGAUUUUGGCUUCUGUGCUCAGAUCAGUAAGGAUGUACCUAAGAGGAAGUCCCUAGUAGGUACUCCCUACUGGAUGGCUCCAGAAGUCAUUGCAAGGAUACCAUACACUACUGAGGUGGAUAUCUGGUCUCUGGGCAUCAUGGUGAUAGAGAUGGUGGAUGGAGAACCCCCCUAUUUUAGUGACUCUCCAGUCCAGGCAAUGAAGAGGCUCCGUGACAGUCCUCCUCCCAAGCUGAAGAACUUCCACAGGACCUCCCCAGUCCUAAGAGACUUCUUGGAGAGGAUGCUGACCCGGGACCCGCUGGAGAGAGCAACAGCACAAGAGCUUCUGGAUCACCCCUUCCUGCUCCAGACAGGGCUACCCGAGUGCCUGGUCCCCCUUAUCCAACAGUACAGGAAGAGAACCUCCACCUGCUGACCUGUCCCAUGCUCAUUAAACCUGGAUUCACAAAGAUGGAGAGGUUUUGUUAAUCCUGACCCAUGAACAGGCAGCCUCGCCCUGGGAAUGGUGCUUGGAACUUGUCAUUUUAGAGGCUGAAUGGGAAUUCUCAGCCUUUUGUGGCUUCUCUUUUGCUGAAGACAAUCAAUACAGACUGGAUCCCAAUGAGAGCAAGUGCAUCUCAAGAGCAACGCAGGUGUUUGAUGGCUCGUGGAUCGCUGCUCUGAAGAGUGGCAUCUUAAAGCUGAGUCUAAAGUUGCAUAUGUGGAUGUCUGCAGGUUCCUGCAGACUGUGGCUGCUGACUACUGAAGUGGAACAGUAUUUCCCCGUGACAAAUGUGAUCUCUGUUUCCUUCGUUGUACACUGGAGCUGGUACAGUACAAUGUACAGUAUACAGUGUACAGUGUACAGGUACUGUACACAGGUACAGCUGACUCGGCUGUACCUUGUGGGGCACAGACCCCCUGAACCUCUCAGACAAUGCACAAAGACUGGACAGGGUUUUUCCUCUGGGACCUUUUCAGAUGGUUUUAGUUCCCUUGGGUGAGAUGUGGACCUCCAGAGCUGUACAUACAUUCCUAAGGAGCAGAUGGGAUAUGUAUAUAUUCGUUUCUAAAUGGUUUUCUUGCAUCAUCGUGCUUCUCUUUUGAGGAAUAUGUAUGGUUUAGUGGUCAAUCCUGAAUCCAUUUCAUGAUCUUUAACUUUGGGAGGGGGGAAACCCUUGGAUACUGACUCUGACAACAGGGAUUCCUACCACCAGGUUGGAAGCUCACCAUAUGCAACACCUCCAAGUGCUGGUUGGAAUGGGGGGAGCUGGUUCCUGGGUUUGAUUUCCAGCACCUUUCUUUCCCAGUCCUUCCUCCCAGGAUCACUUCCCUGGGCCAAUCACUGGGGAGCACUUUAGGGAUGCUCAAGGAGACUGAAUGGGGAAGCUUCAGCUCUCCUGCACAUCCCAGGAGGGAGUUUUGUGCUCACAUGAGGUGCUUUUUGAGCCUCUGUCUCCCCACCUUGCUACUGCAGUCAAUGGGGAGCUGAGAAACCUUUGCUGUAUGUCCUAUUCUCGGUGUGCCCCUUCCCCACCAUCCCUUUGCUGCUGCAUUUGGAAGGUUCCCGGUUGUCUAAACUGCUCUUUUAGCUCCUUUCAAAUAGGUGUAGCUGUUUUGUAUGAUGCCCUUUCUGAUCAGUGAGCUAGCCAAGGGUCGUUGGACUCGAGGUCAGGAUGUGACGUUGUACAGUAAUGGUGCGUGGUUGUUGUGAGGUCUUAAGGGUGUAACUUACACGUGGAACUCGGAUCCUCUUUGGAAACCCCAGAUACAAAUUCACUGGGAUUUAAGUUAUCCCUGGGACAGUUGUUCUGUCUCAAACUGAACCUCAGAGCUGCAGAUGUCACUAAGCUCAAUCCUCUGCUCUUGACUCCAGUUACAGAUCCUGCUUCAGAAUUGAAGCCACAGUUGAUUACUUGAAGUAAUUUGGGAUGGGAUUCAUCUGCACUGAUGCCAGCCAGCAAAUGGUGGGCACCCAGUCUGCAAGGCACAUAGCUUGGCUCUGUAGACCAUGGUGAUGGGAGCACCUCAGGGGUGGUUCAUCUCUGCUAGCUCAGAUCCUGCUCAAGGACCAUCGCUGGCUCUCACACUGUGGCCAGUACAGGGAUGGGGCUGGUUUAGACUGGAUGCCUGCGUUUGGGGCUGAUGGAGUUGGUUGGAAUGAAUUCAUUGGCUCCUCUUUAGCUGCACUGGAAGGUUUUGAUGUAAACUGUUUCUGUAUCCCAGAUCUCCUGCUUUUUUUAUGCCAAAGAGCAGGGCUUUGAGAUUUCUAAUUGAAACAAAGGACCCUGCUCGGCUGUAGUUGUGAAUCCUUUGCACUCGUGUUUUAAAUUAAAGUAGAUUUGAUUGAUUCCUAA